This is a messenger RNA of Salvia miltiorrhiza (redroot sage), 937 nucleotides long. RefSeq names its product elicitor-responsive protein 3. NCBI's taxonomy places the organism in Eukaryota, Viridiplantae, Streptophyta, Magnoliopsida, Lamiales, Lamiaceae. The record is from RefSeq and is a predicted model, not a curated record. The coding region runs from base 177 to 788 and encodes 203 amino acids. The transcript has 6 exons.
GAAUUGGUCUUGUUUUAUGAUUCUAUAGCAUAAGAUGAUAGCCUUGAAUGAUUUAAAUGGAAUAUCAACUAAGCUUCGAGGCUUUCAGACGUCAUGAAUUCAGCAUGGAGCCGUUGGAGAUUUUCCAUUUUAUCAGGUAUUAAAAAUACAUUUAGAUAAGGUCUCCCUCUCCUUGUAUGAACAAUGAGAAGAGUAAGGAUAGGCAGGCAUUUCUUGAUCAAAUGAAAGGUGCAAUUCUUGAAGUGCUUCUUGUUAGCGCCAAAGGCAUCGACCACGCCCAUAUUCUUGGACACCCUGGUUACCAUGUAAUUGUUGAAUGUGGCAGUCAAAUAUUCACAAGCAAGACUUCAUCAGGAAACCGGGACAAGAUCUACUGGAACGAGAAGCUUGUGUUCGAGCUGCCAGAAUCCGAGCUGGAAACGCUGAGCCAUCUGAAACUCAGGAUUGUGAAAGAGGAACAUUUGAGUGAUGAUGACUUUGUUGGUGAAACCAUAAUCUUCCUCAGAGGGAUUAUUGUGGAGGGGAACUACAGAGGGCUGACAGAAAUCCUCCCUGCCCCUUUCAACGUGGUGCUUGAAGACGACACUUACAAAGGGGAGAUGACCGUUGGAUUGAAGUUCACACCGAAUAUGGUUGUGAACGUGGAAGGGAAGCAAUGCGUGAAGAAGGGAAAUGAAGGAGGUGGAUCGAUAUGCUCUGUGAUCACAAGCAUUUGGAAACUCAAGUGGUGGAGGCUUUUCUCUUCUUAUAAGAAUAGGUAUCUCAUAAACAACCAUAAAGACAACUAGGAAGGCUAUAUAUGCUGCAAAUUUCAUUUAUUUCAACAUGUAUUGAUAUUGUUGGAAGAUAAGUAUGAUGAAAAAAAAAAAACAUCAAUUGUAAUUUUGGAUUCUUAACCGUGAUAUUGGGGAAUAAAUGUGACCAAUAUGUUGUGCUA